AUGGCGCCAAUGUCGCAAGAGGACAUCGAGUGGUUCAAAUCCACUUUUCGUCCCAUCCCAAAGCCCGAACUUCCCGACGACUGCAUCGAGUACUCGUUACACUAUAUUCCUUCGGACCCCACCCCCGCUGUUAUCGAUGAAGUCGCAGCUACCCGGACACACUUGACGGAGGUGCAGAAGUCCGCAGCGGAGUUGACGAAGCAGUUGCUGAAGGAUUAUAUUUGGCAAAGAGAGGCAUUCCGCCUGGAGAUCACAAAGAAAGAUGGCACGACCACGUUGGGCGGACGAACGAACUUCGGGGACUCGGUAGAGGAUGAAUGGGUAAUUGUGCAUCUGCUGCGCGAGUUGACCAAAAAACAUAAAGAUAUCUGGGCGACUGUGACAGAUAAUGAUGGGCAGUUUCUCCUUGCAGAGGCGGCAGGGGCAUUACCUUCGUGGCUCGAGCCGGAAAUUGCAGAUAAUAGGGUAUGGCUACAUCAAGGGGACCUUGUGAUCGUCAAACCGAAGAAUGAAAAGCGCAGAAUCACGGAAACAAUAUCUCUGUUGGAGGCGAGAAGGAUAAUAAAGGACGAGCCCAAUAGAUUGAUGCGCUCAGCCAUGAUUCAAGAGGAGGCAUUUUACCGAUUGCGGAAUUACCCGAAGCAAAUCAGUGAGAACCUUCAUUCUGCUUUGGUCACUAUCCCUCGCAAGGUCGCCUUCCUCUUGCAUCAGAAGCCCGCCUAUAUAUCUCCCGCCGUUGAAGCCUUCUAUCUUCGGGAUCCUAUCGCGCUGAGGCCUCUGCGAAGUAAGAAUUCUGAAGACCUCACUUUCAAGCCUGAGGAUUUCGUCACAGUGAGCACCCGCUUUACACGGACUGGAUACGCACAAGUCAAAAGUCAAGAUUUCCCGGCGCCAAAGUCAUGGGUUGACAAACUGCCUUCUACCGAUGAUCGGAAGUUAUACGAUCGUGCGGAUACCGGGAUGAAAAUGACUUGUGGUUUUGAGAUGCUUUUGUCGGACCCGCAGAACCAGGAUAAGCCACUAGUGCGGGAAAUGAAACUAAUACUCGAGGAUCUAGAUACCGGUGAUGAGACUCUUCCCACUGCUGAGGAGAUCCAAAACUGGGACAAGCGUGAAGAUGACGAGAAAUGGCUAGAUAUCAGCUUUGAGGACUUGGACAGUGAGCUCAAGGGGAAAGGAAAAGAGAGGGCUAAAUCUGCGGGGGAGUUUGGCGACGCGAAUGCACAGGAAAACCUGCAACGAAUCGUUGCUCAGUUCGAGAAGUUCUUGAACGACGAAUCAGCUGGUUUCGAAGGAGCCGACUUCAUCGACGACUACGAGACGGAUUCCGAUGUCGACGAGGACGAGGAGGAAGAACCGGAUAGCGAAGGUGAAGACAAGGACGCGUCCUUUGACGAGGAAGAGUUUUCCAGGAUGAUGAAAGAAAUGAUGGGCAUGCCUUCAGGGCCAUCAAUGCCUCCUCUCAGACCACCGAAAUCAUCGAGUCCGGCUAACCGAGUGCAAGAGCUGGAUACCGACUCCGAGGAUGACACUGAGCAGAUCCGACAACUCUCACGGGAAAUGGAGGCCGAACUAAAGGGAACGGGAGUGCUCGAUCUGAAUCGUCCUAGCGAUAUCUCCAAGGGCAAACGCGCCGUGUCUCAGGGAGUUAUGGGGGAUGAAAGCGGUGACCCCGACCUUGAGGGUCAAGAUAUCAAUAUCAACCUGGUGAAGAACCUUCUAGAGAGUCUCCAGGGACAAUCAGGGACAGCGGGUCCGGCCGGGAAUAUGCUCUCUAUGCUGAACCUGCCCAUGCCUAAAGAUGAUCGCCAACGGUGA
Molecule: messenger RNA, 1818 nt
Organism: Aspergillus mulundensis
Lineage: Eukaryota; Fungi; Ascomycota; Eurotiomycetes; Eurotiales; Aspergillaceae
Product: putative regulatory factor Sgt1
Exons: 3
Coding region: 1-1818 (605 amino acids)
Cellular component (GO): nucleus
Source: RefSeq, a predicted model, not a curated record